GGACUGUCCAAGUCAGCAUUUUUAAGGCCCACGUCACUUGAGUGUUGAUGUGGCUCCAGAAAUGGGUCCACUGGAGAAGAAAAUAUAUUGUGGAGGCCAGUUUAUGUGUUCACCAACCCAGAGCUAUUCAACAAGAGAAAGGCUGGAAGAAUUGGCAGGAGGGGAGCAGCACAGCAACCGUAACCAUGCUGAGCCCCAAGAUAAAACAGGCACGAAGGGCCCGCUCAAAAAGCAUGGUGCUUGGGGAGCUGUCGCGGGUGUCACGGCCCUGCUCUCCUCUGGACCAGGAGAAGGCUCUAAAGGCUGGAUGGCUCAAGAGGCAGCGCAGCAUCAUGAAGAAUUGGCAGCUGCGCUGGUUUGUUCUGAGGACUGAAGCUCUGUACUUUUACAAGGACCAAGAGGAGACGAAAGCGCAGGGCUGUAUCCCUCUUCAGGGCAGUCAGGUCAAUGAGCUGCCUGCCACUCAAGAUGAACCUGGCCGCCACCUUUUUGAAAUAGUGCCAGGGGCCAGUGGGGAAAAGGAGAGGCCUGGAAUAAGCCAUGAGUCUUAUCUACUUAUGGCAAACUCUCAGAGUGACAUGGAGGAAUGGGUCAGAGCCAUACGCAGAGCUAUAUGGGCUCCGCUCGGAGGAGGUAUCUUUGGACAGCACUUAGAGGAGACGAUGCUGUAUGAGGCUCAGUCAGCACAGCGAGAGGUGCCAGUGCUGGUGGAGCAGUGUGUGAGUUUUAUUCGUGAACAUGGACUAAAAGAAGAAGGUCUUUUCAGGGCUCCAGGACAGACGAAUCUUGUCCGAGAGCUGCAGGAUGCUUUUGACAGAGGAGAAAAGCCAGUAUUUGAUAGUACCACUGAUGUCCACACAGUGGCAUCGCUGCUGAAGCUGUACAUCAGAGAGUUGCCUGAGCCUGUGAUCCCAUUUGCCAAAUAUACACAGUUCCUCUCUUGUGCUCAACUUCUUACGAAGGAUAGAGAAAUGGCCGUGGUAGAGCUUUGCAAACAGGUUAAGUCCCUUCCUCAGGUCAACUACAACCUCCUUCGCUACAUCUGCAAGUUCUUGGAUGAGGUUCAGAGUCACUCUAAUGAGAAUAAAAUGAGUGUUCAGAACCUGGCCACUGUGUUUGGACCCAAUGUCCUUCGACCUAGAAUGGAGGAUCCUGUCACAAUGAUGGAGGGUAGCUCUCAGGUCCAGCACCUAAUGACUGUUCUGAUCAGCGAACAUUCUCGGCUUUACCAAAGAGACCAGCCAGAACCAGACGCUAAAACACCCUCCCAUCCUCAAAAUACUCCUCCUGUCCAACGUGGGAGGGUUGAGUGGCUGCCCCAAGAAGACAAAGACACACCCUCUACUUCAAAACCAGACUCCACUACUAACGAAAUACCCCAUUGUGCAACAGGCAUGGACUCUCAAAGUGGGGUCAGAUGUAAAAAGGAGGACAAACUAGAGGAAGUGUCAGAAAGCAAAGCUGAAGGGCGAGGUGGGAGUGACUUGACUGUGAGUCCAAGUAAACAGUCCAAACCAUUACCCACAUGGAAAUCCUCACUGAAGGGCGGAGCAGCAUCUGGAGGUCCGAGGGGUAAAAUAGGUGGGUCAGCUGGAGAUGUGUCUGCAGCAGGAGGCAGUAACUGGUUGAUGAACGGUUUGUCAUCCCUGCGAUCUCACAGGAGAACUACAUCGUCUGGGGAGAGACUAAAGGACUCAACUCUUUCACUUAAGGAUUCAGAUGAGGAUUCUAGGACUAAUUCAUCCUCCUUGAGCCAAAGAGCCCUACAAACCCACAGACUCUCCGCCUAUGACAAUGUAGCACCGUCCAGUCUAAGUUUGCCGGCAGACACCUCUACUCUGUGGACAUCCUAUGAGAUCUCACUAGACGAACCCAAGGGCAGUGAAAAAGAUGUGAAAGUAGGGCAGGCUAAAGACAAGUGCACAGAGGUGAAGGACACUGAAAAUGUUGGAGAGACCAUUGUGAGCAUUACAGUGAAUGAGCCUGAAGAGACUGACACAGAGAAACAGGAGGGCUGUAAUGAGGCAGUGAGCGAACUCAAGCAGGAGCUGAAGAAUCAGAGGAAGAACUAUGAAACACGCAUCCGCAAGUUGGAGGAGUCCUGCUCUAAAUACCAGUCGCAGGUGAGCCAGCUCGAGGAGGAACUGGAUCAAGAGAAGAAGAAGCUCCACAUGUUAGAGAUUCGACUCAGGAACUCCGAAAGGGCUCAUCAAGAUGCAGAAAAACGCAACAUCCUCCUUCAAAAAGAGAUGGAGGACUUUUUUAAAACACUGGGGGACCUGACGACUGGAACAGGGCGGACAAACUAGACCAGGUCCAUAUGUCUUCAGGAGGUCUUUUAGAGGAAAGAUAACCCUCUACUGCUGUACUACUACUUGCCAUUGUGUCCUCUAAGCGGCCAUCUUGUGCCUACACUGACCAAUGCUGGUGCCAAAC
Boleophthalmus pectinirostris (great blue-spotted mudskipper) is the source of this 2436-nucleotide messenger RNA. It is a transcript of the gene arhgap22a, whose product is annotated as Rho GTPase activating protein 22. Gene Ontology annotation, biological process: activation of GTPase activity; signal transduction. Gene Ontology annotation, cellular component: focal adhesion. The record is from RefSeq and is a predicted model, not a curated record. Gene Ontology annotation, molecular function: GTPase activator activity. Lineage: Eukaryota; Metazoa; Chordata; Actinopteri; Gobiiformes; Gobiidae.